UUUACAUGCCUUUGUUUGCUUCCUCUCCUCUCAAAGGAACUCUGUCCAGGCUUCUUCUUUGGGAAUGUCAGUCUUUGUUGUGACACACAGCAACUUCAGACAUUGAAAGAUAAUUUGCAACUGCCUCUACAAUUCCUGUCCAGGUGUCCAUCCUGUUUUUACAACCUAUUGAACCUCUUUUGUGAGCUAACUUGCAGCCCUCGACAAAGCCAGUUUCUGAAUGUUACAGCCACCAAAAGUUAUAUUGAUCCCACCACAAAUGAGACCAAAACAAAUGUAGAAGAACUCAAGUACUACAUUGGACAAAGCUUUGCUGAUGCCAUGUAUAACGCCUGCCGGGAUGUUGAGUCUCCCUCCAGUAAUGACAAGGCCCUGGGCCUUCUCUGUGGGAAAGAUGCAAAAGACUGUAAUGCUACCAACUGGAUUGAAUAUAUGUUCAAUAAAAAUAAUGGACAAGCACCUUUCACCAUCAUACCUAUUUUUUCAGAUAACUCUCUUUAUAAAAUGGAACCAAUGAACAAUGCUACCAAAGGCUGUAAUGAGUCAGUGGAUGAUGUAACUGGGCCUUGUAGCUGUCAGGAUUGUUCUAUGACUUGUGGGCCCAAACCCCAGCCCCCACCACCUCCUGUUCCCUGGCUGAUAUUUGGCUUGGAUGCCAUGUAUGUCAUUAUGUGGAUCUUCUACAUGGGAUUCUUGCUUGUGUUUUUUGGAAUGUUUUUUAUAUUAUGGUGCUACAGGAAACAGUAUUUUGUCUCUGAAUACACACUAACUGGUGGCAAUAAAGCCUUUUCUGUUAAUGCCAGUGAUCGAGGGGAGGCUUCAUGUAGUGAGCGCCUUGGGGCGGUGUUUGAGAGCUGCUUGACCCAGGGGUUUACACGAUGGGGCUCUUUCUGUGUGAGAAACCCAGUGCCUGUCAUCAUCUGCUCCCUGCUCUUCAUCGCAGUCUGUAGUUCGGGUCUGGUGUUUAUGAGACUCACUACCAAUCCGGUUGAUCUUUGGUCUGCCCCCAACAGCCAAGCUCAUUUGGAGAAAAAAUACUUUGACACCCACUUUGGACCUUUCUUCCGUACUGAACAACUUAUAAUCCAGGCUCCACACACCAAAGGGCACAUUUACCAGCCAUAUCCUUCCGGAGCCGAUGUUCCCUUUGGACCCCCCCUGGACAAAGGGAUUCUGCACCAGGUGCUAGACUUACAGACAGCUAUUGAGAACAUUACUGCUUCUUAUAACAAUGAAACGGUGACCCUUCAGGACAUCUGUUUGGCUCCCUUAUCUCCUUAUAACAACAACUGCACUAUCCUGAGUGUACUAAAUUACUUCCAGAACAGCCAUUCUGUUUUGGACCACCAAAAAGGAGACGAAUUCUUUGUCUAUGCAGAUUAUCACACCCAUUUCUUAUACUGCACAAGGUCUCCUGCCUCUUUGAAUGAUACAAGUCUGCUUCAUGAUCCUUGUUUGGGAACAUUUGGUGGGCCCAUUUUCCCUUGGCUUGUCUUAGGAGGCUAUGAUGAUCAAAAUUAUAAUAAUGCUACUGCCCUUGUGAUUACCCUUCCUGUCAAUAAUUACUAUAAUAACACUGAAAAGCUACAGAAAGCUCAAGCCUGGGAAAAAGAAUUUAUCAACUUUGUAAAAAACUACAAAAAUCCAAACCUAACUAUUUCUUUCUCUGCUGAACGAAGUAUUGAAGAUGAGAUAAAUCGUGAAAGUAAUGGUGAUGUUGUCACUGUUCUAAUUAGCUAUGCUGUCAUGUUUUUAUAUAUUUCCAUCGCCUUAGGACACAUCAAAAGCUGUCAUAGAUUCCUGGUAGAUUCUAAAAUCUCCCUGGGAAUUGCAGGUAUCCUGAUGGUACUCAGUUCAGUAGUGUGUUCUCUAGGUCUCUUCAGCUAUAUUGGAAUACCCCUCACCUUAAUUGUCAUUGAAGUCAUCCCAUUCUUGGUGCUUGCAGUUGGAAUAGACAACAUCUUUAUUUUAGUUCAGACCUUUCAGAGAGAUGAACGCCUUCAAGGGGAAACACUAGAUAAACAACUGGGCAGGAUCCUGGGGGAAGUGGCUCCGAGCAUGUUCCUGUCAUCAUUUUCAGAGACUAUAGCCUUCUUCUUAGGGGCUUUGUCAACCAUGCCAGCUGUGCGAACUUUUUCUCUGUUUGCUGGAAUGGCUGUUUUCAUUGACUUCCUCCUUCAAAUUACUUGUUUUGUGAGUCUUUUAGGCCUGGACAUUAAGCGUCAGGAGAAGAAUAAAUUGGAUAUUCUGUGUUGUGUCAGAAUUGCUGAAGAUAGAACUGAUUCCCAGCCAUCAGAGAGCUAUUUGUUUCAGUUUUUCAAAAAUGCCUUCUCUCCAUUUUUGCUGAAAGACUGGAUGCGGCCUAUUGUGAUAUCUGUAUUUGUGGGUAUUCUGUCAUUCAGCAUAGCAGUUCUCAACAAAGUGGAAAUUGGCUUGGAUCAGUCUCUUUCAAUGCCAGAUGAUUCUUAUGUAUUGGAUUAUUUCAAGUCUCUGAAUCAGUACCUACAUGCAGGUCCCCCUGUGUAUUUUGUGGUAGAAGAAGGACAUAACUAUACCUCUUUAGAAGGGCAGAACAUGGUGUGUGGUGGAAUGGGAUGCAACAACAAUUCACUUGUGCACCAAGUUUUUAAUGCUGCAGAACUAGAGAAUUACACAAAGAUAGGCUUUGCCCCUUCUUCCUGGAUUGAUGAUUAUUUUGAUUGGAUUAAACCCCAGUCUUCCUGCUGCCGAAUUUAUAAUAUGACAGAACGGUUUUGUAAUGCUUCAGUUGUGGACCCUUCCUGUAUUCAUUGCCGGCCUUUGACUCCAGACGGCAAAAGGAGGCCUCAGGGUGAAGAUUUCAUGAAAUUUCUGCCAAUGUUUCUUUCUGAUAACCCUAACCCUAAAUGCGGCAAAGGAGGCCAUGCAUCUUAUAGUUCUGCUGUUCACUUCAAAAACAAUUAUACCGAGGUCGGAGCCACGUACUUUAUGACUUAUCACACUGUGCUCCAUACAUCCUCUGACUAUAUUGAUGCCAUGAGAAAAGCAAGGAUGGUGGCCGCUAAUAUCACCGACAGCAUGGGCCUCCAGGACAAAAACUACCGGGUCUUCCCCUACAGUGUAUUUUACGUUUUCUAUGAGCAAUACCUGACUAUCGUGGUUGACACAAUCUUUAACCUUGGUGUAUCCCUGGGAGCAAUAUUCUUGGUGACUACAAUACUCCUGGGCUGUGACCUGUGGUCUUCAGUGAUCAUGUGUGUUACAAUUGCUAUGAUUUUGGUCAACAUGUUUGGAGUUAUGUGGCUUUGGGGCAUCAGUCUGAAUGCUGUUUCCUUGGUCAACUUGGUAAUGAGUUGUGGUAUCUCUGUGGAGUUCUGUAGUCACAUAACCAGAGCAUUUACUAUGAGCACAAUGGGGAGUCGGGUAGCACGUGCUGAGGAGGCACUGUCUCACAUGGGCAGUUGUGUUUUCAGUGGAAUUACACUGACAAAAUUUGGAGGGAUUGUGGUCUUGGCCUUUGCCAGAUCUCAAAUUUUCCAGAUAUUUUACUUUCGGAUGUAUUUAGCUAUGGUCCUGUUGGGUGCCACCCAUGGCUUAAUAUUCCUCCCAGUAUUACUUAGCUAUAUAGGGCCAUCAGUGAAUAAAGCUAAAAGCCGUGCUGCUCAAGAACGAAACAGAGGCACUGAACGAAUAUAUUCCAUUAACACUGCUAUUACAAACUUAUGAGAUAUCUUGUGUAAAGGGGAAAAAAACAUUUACUAGAGUGGAUUUCAUGCUAACAGAACAAAGGGAGAUCUAUAAAAUUACAGGUCUGUUUCACAGUAAAAUAAAAAGGAAGUUAACAGGA
Molecule: messenger RNA, 3826 nt
Organism: Antechinus flavipes (yellow-footed antechinus)
Lineage: Eukaryota; Metazoa; Chordata; Mammalia; Dasyuromorphia; Dasyuridae
Gene: NPC1
Product: NPC intracellular cholesterol transporter 1
Exons: 23
Cellular component (GO): membrane
Molecular function (GO): lipid carrier activity
Source: RefSeq, a predicted model, not a curated record